AUGCAAACCAGCAUCUCAAUUCAUGUCGCCCUGCUGAGUGGCCAAUCAGUCUGCAUAGUAUCCGAGCUGCAAUGGACCAUCGGAGAUCUCAGGUCCCGAGUGGCCGAGCAUUGGGGAAGCCGUAUCAGUUCCAUGGCUGCUGCCGGUGGCCUCCAGCUGAAGCACAAGUGGACGUUGGAGGUCGCCGGGCUCAAAGACGGUGACACCGUCUUUGCUACGCUCCGGCGCCCGGCGCUCUACUCGAGCCCCGGGGCAUCUGCCGUUGCCCUCGUUCACAGCGACGGCUCCGUAAGGGUUUGGGGCGAUUCGGCCUAUGGUGGCGACUGCAGCGCCGUCCAGGAGAAGCUCCGGGAUGUCCAGGAAGUCCGGGUGAGUUCUGGGGCCUGCGCAGCCAUCCUCGCCAAUGGGAGCGUGGUGACUUGGGGGGACGACCUGUCCGGCGGGGACAGCGGGGCCGUCCAGGAGAAGCUACAGGACGUGGUCGAGCUCUUUGCCUUUCGCUGCGCCUUCGCUGCGAUCCUCGCGGAUGGCAGCGUGGUUAGUUGGGGCGAGGCGGCUUCAAGAGGUGAUAGCCGGACGAUCGAAGCACAGCUCAGAAACGUGCAGGUGAUCAGUGCGACCAGAUCUGCCUUUGCUGCACUGCUGACAGAUGGGAGCGUGGUGGCCUGGGGCGAUGUGGCCUGUGGUGGUGACACUCGCCACGUUCAAGAGCGCCUCAAAAAUGUCCGGCACAUCGAUGCCUCUGAGAGGGCCUUUGCUGCGAUCCUGGCUGACGGAGGCAUCGUCACCUGGGGCGAUGCAGAAUCGGGCGGGGAUUCUUCCAAGGUGCAGCACUCUUUAAAGGCCGUACUGCGCUUGAAGGCCUCAGAUGCAGCCUUUGCUGCUCUACUGGCGAAUGGUCGGGUUGUUACUUGGGGAGAUCCCGGCUGCGGCGGAGACAGUUCUGCUGUCUUCGAUAGCCUCGAGGACGUGCAGCACAUCGAAGUCUCCUCCCGCGCCUUCGCAGCUGUGCGCGCAGAUGGCAGCGUGGUUACUUGGGGCGACGCGAUGUUUGGUGGAGACAGCAGUGGUGUGCAGCAGCAGCUGACGAAGGCCGGGCCGUGUACAACAGCGUUCCUGUCGUUAAAGCGCACCCUAAGCAAGACGAUGAUGAGGAUACCUCGAAAUUGA
Symbiodinium necroappetens is the source of this 1170-nucleotide messenger RNA. NCBI's taxonomy places the organism in Eukaryota, Dinophyceae, Suessiales, Symbiodiniaceae. The record is from the annotation of a GenBank genome assembly.